This is a messenger RNA of Drosophila willistoni, 687 nucleotides long. RefSeq lists its product as uncharacterized. The transcript is spliced from 3 exons. The record is from RefSeq and is a predicted model, not a curated record. Bases 1 to 687 code for a protein of 228 amino acids. NCBI's taxonomy places the organism in Eukaryota, Metazoa, Arthropoda, Insecta, Diptera, Drosophilidae.
AUGACAUUAUCAUCUUUUGCAUAUGAAUAUAGUGAGAGAGAUCUAUUGAGUAGAAAAGCUCGUUGGUUACCUUUGAUCUAUCCAAGAUCACAUCCCGCCAGAUUGCAAUUAAUUGCUGGCUUUGGUAUACCAGUGGAUAAUUUGAAAUUGGAAACAAUUGUUACCGGUUAUGUGUUAAAGGCUCAAUAUAUACUACCCUAUGCGGUUGAGCAAUUGCGUACAAAAAAUGUUCAUGAAUUGAGUGAAAGAAAUUUACCAAAUAAUGCAACAAUAUUUCAAAAAAUUAUGGCCAAAUCGGAUAUAGAACUUGGCCUAGCGGCAUUGCCUCCCCCCGGGGACACUCAAAGUGGCUAUCGUUGGGCUCUCUAUCAGAGUUUUGAGACUCUGGCCUAUCGCAUGAAAUUGAAUGGUCGUGUUUGUGUACUGAAAAGUAUAUGCGAAAGUGCCGCAGCUCCAUUCGAUCAAAGAAAUGGUUUACUGGGUGAACUUUUACACAUAUUCUUAACACCUUCCACAUCGAUGGAUACGUUGUCGGAACAUUCGGAUAAUGAUUAUUUACAGGCAGAACAUUUGGGUAAUGCUGGCAGCGAUUGUGAUAAAGUGUAUAAAAUGUGCCCGAAAUCAUUAUUGGAACAUUUCAGUGAUGUUCAUCAUUUGGGUAGUGAAUUUUUAAAAAUCCUAGGCUAA